Molecule: messenger RNA, 741 nt
Organism: Anopheles nili
Lineage: Eukaryota; Metazoa; Arthropoda; Insecta; Diptera; Culicidae
Product: farnesol dehydrogenase-like
Exons: 2
Coding region: 1-741 (246 amino acids)
Molecular function (GO): oxidoreductase activity
Source: RefSeq, a predicted model, not a curated record
AUGGAGCGUUGGAUAGGAAGAUUAGCAUUAGUGACAGGAGCCAGCUCGGGAAUCGGAGCUGCAACCGCGAAAGCUCUUACCAAAGCGGGCAUGAUCACUGUCGGACUAGUUCGUCGUACCGAACGGAUUUACCAGUUGAAGCAAGAGCUCCCGAAUGAUGUCGCCAAUCGUUUGCACGCCAUGCAGUGCGACGUCACCAAAGAGGAAGAUAUUUUAUUCUCCUUCCGUCAAAUCGAGGAUCGGUUUGGAAGUCCCUAUGUGCUGAUCAACUGCGCUGGCUUUUCAAGGAACGCCAUUCGCCUGUUACAGCCCAACAACACGCAAGUCUUACGGGAUGUGAUCGAUACAAAUCUGUUGGGGCUGGCACUAUGCAGCCGCGAGGCGUACCUAUCCAUGAAGAAGCGCUCGAUAGAUGGUCACAUUGUGCACAUCAAUAGCAUCGCUGGACACAAGGUUCCCCCGUUCAAUACGGUCAACAUUUAUCCUGCAAGCAAGUACGGUGUUACCGCGCUUACUGAAACGAUGCGCCAUGAGAUGCGUUUAGAUGAUUCCAAAGUCAAAGUAACGAGCAUUAGUCCCGGGCUUGUUAGAACGGAAAUGACCCCCGAGGAAGCUCUCAAUUGCAAGUUACCUAUGCUCGAGCCGGAAGACAUUGUAGAAGGAAUCAUUUUCGUUUUAGGAACACGACCCGAAGUUCAAGUGCAUGAGAUGAUUAUUAAACCUUUGGGUGAAAAGUGUUGA